CCCAACUUUCUUUAUCCCAUUGACUCUCUAUAAAUAUCCUGCACACAACCACUUCAAUCCUUACUUAUAUAUUCCCCUUCUUCAUCUAGUACCACUACUAGUAGUAGUACUAUUCAUCUACCACAUAUCUCAAUAGACAAAUACAAUGCGCCCCUCAACCCGCCUCCUCAUCCUCACCACACCUCCCAUCAUCCUAACCUACACCACGCACCGCUACCUGUGCACCCUCGAAGCCAAAUAUCCCCCCAUCGACCCAACCACCACCACCAGCCUCGCUCUCCGCACUCCAAGCAAUCCAACAACCCAACACUGUCCCGAAAUCGACGUCUACGAAGCCAAACACAUACCAGCGAAAUCACUUCUAAAGCGAUACUCUACACUUCUCCAAUCCCAACACACCGAUACCCACGACUCCACCACAACCAACAAAGCAACCCUAACCAACGCCUGGAUCCUCACCUUCCUCAACACCAAACCCCUGAUAGUCGAAGGCAGCCUCGUCGGCUUAAUCAAGAAUAAAAUCUACAGUCCCGGAGAUGCGGGCCUCACUGACCCGGAGUUCAUACCUACAUCAACACCUACAAAUACAUCUUCACUCACAUAUAAACUCUCAUCCCUAUUCAUCACCCCCAAACCCCAAAAUCCAGACCACACAAUAGAACAAGAAAAAAGAAGCGAUCGCCGCUCCCUCCUCAACUCCGUCUUCACAGUCCAACAAACCUCCCCCACAACAGGCCUCCUACUCGCAUGGUACAUGCCCGACGAACCGCGCCUCUUCUUCGAGAAAAUCGCCCGAUGGGGAUACCCCUGGCGACUGAUGAGCGGGGGGCGACACGAGCUGAACAUCUCAGAGGUGUAUAUAUACCAGGGGGAAGAAGUAGUCGAUGUACGAUUCGCCUCGGCACAUGAUUAUGAGGUUGUGAGUGACGAGGAACAAACGCAGAAGAUAGUUCCUGCUUGGGUGGGGAGGUUGCAUCGCGGGUAUGCGAGGGCGUUGGUGGAUUGGGCUGUGAGGGAUUCAGAUGCUUAAUUGAGUUGGAUGUAAUCUUCACUCUGUAUAUAUAUAUACCAUGUUCAUAUUAUCUAGUAUAUAUCUCAUCUCAUAUUAUAUCAUCA
This is a messenger RNA of Aspergillus vadensis CBS 113365, 1116 nucleotides long. RefSeq lists its product as uncharacterized. The record is from RefSeq and is a predicted model, not a curated record. NCBI's taxonomy places the organism in Eukaryota, Fungi, Ascomycota, Eurotiomycetes, Eurotiales, Aspergillaceae. The coding region runs from base 146 to 1030 and encodes 294 amino acids. The transcript has a single exon.